Messenger RNA from Cynara cardunculus var. scolymus (artichoke), 1114 nucleotides. RefSeq names its product elongation of fatty acids protein 3-like. Lineage: Eukaryota; Viridiplantae; Streptophyta; Magnoliopsida; Asterales; Asteraceae. Gene Ontology annotation, molecular function: fatty acid elongase activity. The transcript has a single exon. The coding region runs from base 75 to 896 and encodes 273 amino acids. Gene Ontology annotation, biological process: fatty acid elongation, polyunsaturated fatty acid; sphingolipid biosynthetic process; fatty acid elongation, saturated fatty acid. Gene Ontology annotation, cellular component: endoplasmic reticulum membrane. The record is from RefSeq and is a predicted model, not a curated record.
UAGACCGACAGCCGGAUCUUAUCCCCUUCAUUCUCGCUAACCACCCAAUCGCCUCCCCCUACGGCGGCGCGUCUAUGGAGGACCUCUACUCCAACCUCCAUUACUGGCUGGUUGAUCAUCCAACCAUCACUCACUUCCAGUGGAAACCCAACCAAACAUGGGGUGCCUCCCCCCUCUUUCUCUCCCUAACCGUCCUCGCCUACCUCCUCCUCACUUUCGUCCUCCGCCGGGCCUCUCUCCCCACCCUCAAUUCCACUUUCCUCCGCCUUAUCUCCGCCCUCCACAACCUCAUCCUUCUCAUUCUUUCCCUAAUCAUGGCCGUCGGUUGCUCCCUCUCCGCCCUCUCCCAGAUGCCAAACCACCGUUGGAUCUUCUGCUUCCCGCCCAAUCAAACCCCUCCACGUGGACCCGUCUUCUUCUGGGCUCAGAUCUUCUACUUCUCCAAACUGCUUGAAUUCAUCGACACGCUCCUCAUCAUCCUCAGCGGCAGCAACCGACGGUUGUCCUUCCUCCACGUAUACCAUCAUGCGGUGGUCGUUGUCAUGUGCUACUUGUGGCUCUCAACGUCGCAGUCGCUGCUCCCGGUGGCGCUUGUUACCAAUGCCUCCGUGCACGUGCUAAUGUACGCAUACUACUUGCUGUGCGCACUUGGGGGGCGUCCAUGGUGGAAGGUUUUGGUCACCAACUGUCAGAUUAUACAAUUCGUCUUCAGCUUCAUGGUGUCGGGUCUGAUGUUGUAUUACCAUUUCACCGGGUCGGGUUGCUCUGGAUUCUCGGGUUGGUGCUUCAAUGCGGUUUUCAACGCCUCUCUUUUAGCUCUCUUCGUUAACUUCCAUUUCAAGAAUUACGCCAAAAGGAAGAAGGCCAAUCGUAACACCAAAUCAAAACCCUUGUGAUAAAGUACCACCAUUGAUUAACAAUGUACACUUGCAAACGCGAGGUUACCCAGAAGACCAGAUGGAACAAUCAAUAAAUUUAGCCAUGGUUGGUUUUUGGGUCUUUUUGAUUUUGCGAUUUCAAUCUUCAUGGUUUAAUUUUAAACCAAUUUUGUUAUGAUUUGGGGUAUGUUCAACGAACGUGAAUGAAUUCCAAGAUCAAAAUGACAUUUGAGAAC